AUGCAUCGUAAACUAGAUUAUGAUGAACUGAAUUAUGAUGAAAAAACUCAAAUAGGUCCAUUAGCAAAGAAAAUAAAAACGUCGAGAAUAAUGAUGGAUCAAACCAAAUUGAACAAUAAUAAUAAUAAUGAAAGCAUAUUAUUGAAUACAAAACAAUCAUUACGUCCAUUUGUAAUGAAUGUUGACAAAUAUUCUCAAAAUGACGCAUUAAAAUUGGCCAUUUUAUCUCAGUUACCGAGUCAGGAUCGAUUAAAAUGUCGUCGCGACGGCAAUUGUGAAAUAACACUUGAAACAAGACGUAGAUGUAAAUCAUGUCGAUUACAAAAAUGUUUUGCUGUUGGUAUGCGAAAAGAAUGGAUUUUAACUGAAGAAGAAAAAGUAAAUAAGAAACGUCGUAUUGAAGAAAAUAGACGACUUCGGGCGUCUAAUGCAUAUGAUCAUAUGCUAUCAAAAGAUUCAAUGAAAAAAUAUGAUUCAGAAUUACAAAAUGUUUUACUCAAUAAGAAUGAAAAAUCUUCAUUGAAAUCUAAAUCAUACAAUCAACGUAGUAAUAUUAUAAACAAUGUUGUUAUGGCUUAUCACGAUAGAAUCAAAUUAGAUCUUACUGGUUAUGGGUGGUCAUAUCCAUUAGCACGGAAAAUUACUGGUUUAUAUCAGAUAAUUAAUGCAAAAAAUACUACAGCACUUCGUCUUAUAAGUUUUUAUAAAAGCUUACAUGAUUUUGACAUUCUUAGCGAAACCAAUAAAGUCAAUCUAAUCAAAAAUAAUCUACGUUAUAUAUUUUUCUUUAAUGCAUCUCUUGAAUAUGAUCCAAUCCAUGAUGUUUAUCAUGAAGAAAAUACCAAUGAUAAACCUCUGUAUGGCGCCCAUAUUCGUGAAGCAUAUGGUAUUGAUCAUUAUAUCCGAUGUACAAAGAUAAUACGUGCCCUACAUUCAAUAGUUCAAAUUGAUAAACGUAUCAUGCAAGUUGCACUUGUAAUCUUUCUUUUUUCUAAAGGUCUUUCCACCACGACGAAUUCAAAUGAAUCAUCAAUUAAUAGUUAUCAACAAAUAUUUCAAAUACAAAAUAAAUAUGCUGAACAUUUAUGGUUACUUAUCGAGAAAACUUAUGGAUGUGUUCAUGCUGUUCAUAUUUUUUCAGCAUUAAUCAGUAAAUGUCUACUUAUUCAAGAACUUAUUUGUGAUACGCAACAUGAUGUAUAUGAAAAACUCGAUCGAUGUCAAGUACCACCUAUACUAAGGAGUAUUAUACAAACAGCAUAA
Messenger RNA from Rotaria sp. Silwood2, 1263 nucleotides. The record is from the annotation of a GenBank genome assembly. NCBI's taxonomy places the organism in Eukaryota, Metazoa, Rotifera, Eurotatoria, Philodinida, Philodinidae.